AUGGCCGUUACCAUGGAAACCUGGAGUGGUUUUUACUGUCCACAAAGGAAGAGAGGGAGGAAGCGCUCCACCCAGGACACCUCCGCCCAGGAGCUAUCGCGCUUGGAGCUGGAGCUGAUGGCCUACCUGCAUCAGACCACAGCUGCAGCUCCAGCUCCAGCUCAAUCACAUAAUGAGCCCCGUCUUCGGGACGGGGACGAUGAUGGAGGACUUGAAGCCGGCUGGGACAUGGCAGGACGAUGA
This is a messenger RNA of Knipowitschia caucasica, 243 nucleotides long. The record is from the annotation of a GenBank genome assembly. Lineage: Eukaryota; Metazoa; Chordata; Actinopteri; Gobiiformes; Gobiidae.